Messenger RNA from Liolophura sinensis, 3135 nucleotides. RefSeq names its product elongin-A-like. Gene Ontology annotation, biological process: transcription elongation by RNA polymerase II. The record is from RefSeq and is a predicted model, not a curated record. NCBI's taxonomy places the organism in Eukaryota, Metazoa, Mollusca, Polyplacophora, Chitonida, Chitonidae. The transcript is spliced from 11 exons. Bases 1 to 2610 code for a protein of 869 amino acids. Gene Ontology annotation, cellular component: elongin complex; nucleus.
AUGGCUGACACGGAACAGCACUUGUUGCGGUACAAGUCACACCUGGAGAAAAAUCCGAAUGAAGACCGGUUGAUGCAAAUUCUGACAAAAUUGGCCAAGUUACCUGUGACGGUAGAGUUGCUGCAGAGCACAGGCAUUGGAAAGACAGUCAAUGGGUUUCGAAAACAAGAAGGUAAUAUUGGAAUCACAGCCAAGAACCUUGUGAAGAACUGGAAAUCUCUUGUGGCAGAACAAGCCAAUCAGGAAACGGCUUACGAACAUCGCCCACCUGACCAAACCAAUCAUAGGCAAGUUAACAACCAAGCAGAAAUUCAUGAGAAACAAUCACGUCACAGAUCUCAUAAUGGAAGGGAGCAUCAUAGCCAAUCAGCAUCGUCAUCUCAUCACCAUGAUGCACCUAAGAGUUCCAAAGGUAGGAGAGAAACAUCAGAUUCUGGGAAUUUGGGCCAAAGGUCAGAGGGCAGGGGUGAAAAGUUUAAACAUGAUGACGGGAAGGAGAAACACAGGGAUCAUCGCAGUCAUCAUGCACAGAAACAAGAACUGUCUGAAUCUCCAGAGCAGUUGUCAUCGUCUCCAGUAGACAAUAAUUCCAGUGGAGAGGAAGAAGAUUUGGCUGACCUACCCAGUCAUGACCAGAUGAAUGAUGGCGAUGCUGAGAGUGACGAAGAUGAGGAAUCUCUCCACAACCAUAGGGCUUCUGAUGUCACCGAUUCCAAGAAAAGUAGUGCCAAAGAUAGUCACAGGUCACAUAAGGAACAUGGUGCAAGGAAAAGUAGUUCCAAAGUUAGUCGUCGAUCUCACGAAGAAAAAUUAGCGAGCACCAGCCAUGGUGAUGCAUCAAGAAAAAGUAGUUCUAAAUUUGACUCUAGCAAAGGUCAUAAUGGUCCUCAUAAGAGUAGUGCUAGUUCUACGAAAGAGAGAACAUCAGACAGUCAAAGCAGAACAAGCUGUUCUAAGUCUUCUGAGAGGAGAACUCCAAAGGAUGAGACUUUUGCUUGUCUUUUUAGUCCUGAUGAUGUGCUCACAUUGCCCACGGAAAAGAGGCAGCAGUCCCGGUUAGGUGAGGAUGGUAGUUUGUGUGGGGAUGAUGAGGGCGUGGACAUGGAUGAUUUCGCGGAAGAACCGGGGUGUGAUAUGUCUGAGACACGGAAAGCAGUGAAACGCCCAGCGGAGUCUGGACUACAUGAGAACCAUAGGAAAAUUGCAAAAAAGGAGUCAAGUGCUGUGAAAGUCCAAAAUGAGGAUGAAAACCCUGGAAUGUCUUUUGAGGAUCUGCUGUCUUAUGACCAGGCACUAGUGAAAAAAGCCCUGAAGAAGAAGAAGGAAAAAGAGUCCUGUGGGGUUGGCAAGAAGAGCAGAGCAUCGCACAAACCGAAAGAGGCAUCGUCCACACCACAUUCCGACAAAAACUCCUCAGAUUUGAGCAAAAAACACUCAUCGCACUCAUCAUCAGAGAAAUCUCACUCUCAUUCUAGCAAGUCACAUUCUAGUAAGGACAAGUCCCACUCUCACUCAAGCUGUGGGAACUCUCACUCGCACUCUAGUUCAGAUAAAUCCCAGUCGCAUUCAAGUUCAGGAAAAUCCAAGUCACAUUCUAGUAAGUCCAGAUCAAGCUCAGGAAAAAGUGAUCCUAAAAGUUCCUCGAAGAAACAGUCUAGCAAAGACAAACAUUCAAGUAAAUAUUGUACAGAUAAGCACAGUUCAUCCAGCAAAGGUCAUGGUGAUAAGCAUGACAAGCAGGGUUCUCCUACAAGGGGGGAUAACUCCAGUAGCCCUACAGCUAACCUCAAUGUUCCUGCUCCCCCGAAACAGGAAAUUCGUUUGACAGAUGCAGACAUCUUGGGAUACCUUCCAGAAACACAAGCUUAUUACAAACCAUUGAGAUUCCAUGGUAUGGAAGACCAGAGGGGCAAACAUGGCGAAACAAAUUCUGUGGACCCGAUGCUGAUUGGCUCCAAGUCGUACUCCAGGACACAGGUGUAUUCUGGGAGAAAGAAUACGGGGAUGACAGACAUGGUGUCCUUGUAUGAGCUUUGCAUGAGAGUGCUGAUGGACAAUAUUGAUGGUCUGGACUAUGUAGGAGGUGUACCAUAUUACAUUCUGAAGCCUGUCCUAGAGAAAUGCUCUGCUGAACAGUUGUACAGACUUGAAGACUACAAUCCACAAUUUUUGGGUGAGACGGAUGAGCUGUGGGUGAUUUUGUGUAACCGGGAUUUCCGGGGCGCCAAACCAGACGAGAUGGAAUCCUGGCGAGAACUGUAUCUGAGACGCUAUGAUGAAAGAGAGGCGAAGCUUCAGAAAUUAAAGGCUAACAUUGCAGCUUCAGAAGAGGCGAGGAAGGCACCAGUGCGUCUCACCAAGCUCGCAUAUGUGGACACUGUUGCCAAACCGCCGCGAGAUGUGAGACGAAAACAGAUGAAGUAUGGGACGGCUACAGUGGACAUGAGCCCCUCAGGGUCCAAACCUAACCCAGCUGGUUACCAGAGAUCGAGUCUCAAGAGUCGCCUCGCCAUGGACACAGCUCCUGUAGCUCCACGCAGAGUGAUGAAGGCACCAGCCCCAAUGAUGCAGAAAACAAUGAAAAUGAUCAAAAAGCUACAAAGGCGUUAGAAUUCACCUGUCAUCCGCAAGGUAGAUUCAUUUGUCUGUCUGUCGGCCAGGAGCAAAAGGCCAUUUUAGCAAUAUAACAUUUCAGAGAUAUUUUCAUAAUAAAUGUGAAAAAGUCAAGGAAAGUGCUGUCAUAGCCAUGAGUAGUUCUCAUUGUGACGGCGGGGUAUUGAGUGGAAGGAAAGCUUCCGCGUUGCAAGAAAAAGACUCAUUGAAGUAAAAGUGUACUCCAGUUUGAUACACAGCUUAACGGUGUAAUACGCCUUUUUUAAAGUUUGUUUUAAUUAUUUUUUUCCAUAUCAGUAAAUCUGUGUGAUUUCUCUGUGAUUACAAUCUUAAGUGUGGGAAUAUACCUGUUAUGGAAAAAAAAAAUUUAUGUUCAUUUUUAUGUGAAUAUAAAAACGCAGAAGUGAAAACAUGCGCUGCUGUAUAACAGAAUUCAUUUCGCUUAACGUUAAAUGUAAACUUAAUUUUGAGAUCAAAAGUUUAUAAAGCUAAUACACAAGAUCUUUCUGUUUGUUUUAAGUU